This is a messenger RNA of Neurospora hispaniola, 522 nucleotides long. Its product is annotated as RNA polymerase II transcription mediator complex subunit 9-domain-containing protein. Gene Ontology annotation, cellular component: mediator complex. The transcript has a single exon. Gene Ontology annotation, biological process: regulation of transcription by RNA polymerase II. The record is from RefSeq and is a predicted model, not a curated record. Gene Ontology annotation, molecular function: transcription coregulator activity. NCBI's taxonomy places the organism in Eukaryota, Fungi, Ascomycota, Sordariomycetes, Sordariales, Sordariaceae. Bases 1 to 522 code for a protein of 173 amino acids.
AUGGCAACCCACAUCCCCCCCACCCUCUCCCCCGACGCAAUCGACACCCUAACCGAACUAACCCUCAUCCUCACCAAAUUCCGCGCCGCCCAAGCCUCCGCCCGCUCCGCCGGCGCCGUCGGUCCCUCCUCCUCCUCCACCAACCCCUCCCACGGCCCCAACUCUUCCAACAACGCUCCCAUCAGCACCCCCGCCCCCGGCGCAGUAACAGGCACCACUCCCCUCCCCAUCCCUACUACCUCCAACCCAAACGCAACGACAGCAGGAUCGUUCAGUGCCAAGGACCUCCCCCAAGCAACGGAUAACCUCAAGCAUAAACUCCAACGGGCGCGACAGGCGGUCUUGACGCUCCCGGAUAUUGGGAGGACGAUCACGCAGCAGGAGAAGGAGAUCGCGGAGCUGGAGGAGAGGAAGAGGAAGCAGGUUGCCAUGCUGGCAAAGAUACGCGACGAGGGACUGCAGUUUGCAAGGCUGGAGCAGAGUAGACGGGAUGAGGAAGGGGAAAGGAUGAUGGUUGAGUAG